Melanotaenia boesemani (Boeseman's rainbowfish) is the source of this 3257-nucleotide messenger RNA. It is a transcript of the gene nalf1b, whose product is annotated as transmembrane protein FAM155A. The record is from RefSeq and is a predicted model, not a curated record. NCBI's taxonomy places the organism in Eukaryota, Metazoa, Chordata, Actinopteri, Atheriniformes, Melanotaeniidae. Gene Ontology annotation, cellular component: plasma membrane. Gene Ontology annotation, molecular function: stretch-activated, monoatomic cation-selective, calcium channel activity. The transcript is spliced from 3 exons. Gene Ontology annotation, biological process: calcium ion import across plasma membrane. Bases 572 to 1780 code for a protein of 402 amino acids.
AUGACGCAAACAGACCCAGCUCUCCGAAAAAGUGUUUCAAGACGAACAUGGCGGCAACUUAACUGCGGUCCAAGAUGACAAUGGCCAUCAGAAGAACAGAUUCAAGGCUUUCCGCCCCGGUACGGGACAGAGAACCCAAUCUGUCUGCAUCAAAAGGGCUCCUUCCUCUCAUUUAAGUGAAUCUGCAGACCGAACGGCGGCAGACGCGCAGCAGCAGUACCGCGAGGCUCGCAACAGCUGGUCUCUCUGCGCCCCUGACGAGAGAACAAGCCCAGGGAGGGACAUUCGGCAGAGGGGGGCAUGCGGUCAAAAAGGACGCCGUUUCCCCCCGGAGAGCCAUGGAGAACCGGGAUGCGGCAGCGCGAAGCUUAAUCUGUGCGGGCACGCAAAUUAGAUCGGAAUAGCACUGAUUGCUACGGGCGCGAUAGUGGAGCGCCCUGGACCGGCGGAGGCACGGCACCCCACUGUCACAGAGGAGAACCAACCUGAGUCGAUCUCCCAACAAGUCAAUGAGUAUUGUGGCAGAGCAGCCCCCGCGGUGGAGUCGGCCAGGGCAGCACUUUCCUAAAAUAUGACCAGGGGUGCUUGGAUGCGUCGGCAGCAUGACGAAGGCUUAAAUUACUGGUUUGCACCCCGAGAGAACGAGAAGCCAUUUACGGAGUCGGAACGGGCCCAGAGAUGGCGACAGUCGCUGGCCUCUCUGCUGUUCAUCACCGUCCUACUCUCUGAUCACUUAUGGUUCUGCGCUGAGGCGAAACUGACGCGAACCCGAGACAAGCGGUCGGACCAGGGGCUUACAAUCACGGACAUGGGCGAAUACCCAAACUCCUUCCACCAACAACACCAUACCCAAACAUCACCUGACCCCCACCGUCUCGCCAGAGAGCAAGAUGUUAUUUUUAUAGGGAAUUCUACCAAGCCUCUGUGGCGAAUGGACACCUGUCACCCCGACAGUGUGUCCAAAAACUGCUUUACUUUCACGGACGCGAAGACCGUGUGCCUGGGCCUCUCUGGUGGAGGGGAAGAGGGGACACAGUCGGCGUACGUGAAUCUGAGCGAUUUGUACCUUUCUUUUUGUAAUUCCUACUCACUUUUGGAUUUGUUUUACGGGUUUACGAGUCCGGACGUUAUGAAUUGCACCCUGGAUAUGGCCAUGGGGGUGGAUCUGCUGGGAUGCAGGGAGUGCGUCCAGGCUUAUCAGCGUCUUGAUCAGCAGGCGGAGGAGAACUACCGGGAGUUUGAGCUGCUGGUUCAGAAAUACGAGACGGAUGUUUACUCGGUUAGGACGUGCAUGGAGGAGUGCAAGAUGGUUUAUAAGCCCUGGCUGUGUUCUCAGUACUUCCAGACCACCCAGAUGCACUGCAGCAAGCGAAUCCCCUGUGGCCAGUACUGCCUGGAGGUUCAGCAACGGUGCCCCUUUGUCCUUCCCGACAAUGAUGAUCUCAUUCACGGAGGCAGCCCCAGUUUUAUAUGCACAGGGUUGCUGGAGGACUAUCCAUCAGGUGUAGACCCGGAUGCAGAGUGCUGCGAUGUUCGAUGGGACAUGAAAGUAGACAACCGCUCCAGGGGGACCCUGAAAAGAACUCACCCACCAUGCCAGCAUCGUACCUCCCUCAGCUCUUCGGCAGCCUGCAGACUGUGUAACAGCCGGCUCAAACUCUGCCUGCUGGUCCUCGUCCUCCUACACACUGUUGCCAGCCUCACUGCAUCCCACAAUGCAACAGGACUGGGCCUCCCCACAAUCACGCCUCUGGAGGAGAACCCCACUAAUGAGGAGUGAUUGAUCUGCCAGGAAGAAACAAGGUUGUUAGGGUGGGGGAUUCCCUCACCAUAGCAACCGAUGUGGAAAAAUACAGCAACAGUUGUGCAAAUGGGUGGAGCUGUGUGCCUGUGGACAAUUCUGCAACAUUUUCUGGCCAACGGAAAAUGUCGGACAUUUUGAAAUGAAAGAUACACAAAUCAAUCAAAACAAAUAAGUGACUAAACAAACAGACAUGCAAAGGGAUUCAAGCAGUCCCUUAGGAAAGGGGGACAAUACCACAGCCUUUGUUAAGAGGGAAAGUCAGCUUCCUUGUGGCUGAAUUUCUCUUACUACGCUUUUUUACACUGUGUUCCAAUUCUUGGUUUCUGUUGCACUGGCUGACUAUGGAAUAACACAAUCAUAUUCUGAACAUCAGUUCAUCCUUUGUCUUUGUUUCUGGGUCCUUAUACGGGAACAAAAUGUGUUCACUAAUUAAGAAAGAUAAUGUGUAAAAAGAUAAUAAUUAGCUGCAAAUUUGUGUGUGUGUAUGUUGUUUUCAAUACUUAGAAGGCGUGAGAGAGCAUGUGUGGGCACGUCUUACACAUGUGUUUGUGUGUGCGUGUGUGUUUGAGAGAGAGAAUGCGCACAUCCUAAAAGUCUACCUAACAGGUUGGUGCAACUGAUGAUUUUAUGGAGACCCCCCUCAGAUGUCACUCAGCUCCACCACGCUGGUUUGUUGGCCACAAUAAACUUAACUGGGGUUUCUGAUUUCCAUAAUCUGUGUUUAACACAGGAAUUAAUAUUUUCCCUGCACUUUGUUUUGUGAGAUACUGUUCACCUAUUUACUCUGUUUUCAAAGAUCAAACCAUUUCUGUACUUAUUGUUAAGAAACUAACAGCUGGCUCAGGAAGUGUUUGUCCAUUUCUGCCAAAGUCUUACAGCAAAUAUGUCUAACUUCCCUUAUCCAGUGCUGGAUCACCUUAUAACCAUGCAAAAACAAUUAAACAAAUGAGUCUAAUAGGGUAUAAAAGACAAACAUUAAGUCUAAGUUUAUCCAAACUGAUUUUGGAUAAAGUUUUUUACCUCUCAAUUUUUUUUAUUUAAUUCUUUUCAUUUUUCUUUCUUUCUUUAUUUUAUUUGAUUUUGUAAUGUAAAUGGGUAAAAGUCUUAGUUGGGAGAAUUCCUGAACAAUUUAUUCAUGGAUAGCUUAUGAAAAAAGUACAGCAACUUUUACAAAUGGUGGAUCAGAUAAAUAGUUUUCAUUACCAAAUCUUUUGUUUUUACUGUUUUUCUAAUGGGGACAGAUGUGUAGCUGAUCUCACAGGCUAAUCAGUUUGAGACAUUUUAUUCUGUUUAAGUCAAUAUUUUUCUUUUACCUCAACUAAAUGUUGUUAUAUUAGUGUGCUUCUAAGAUGAGUGUGGUUUCAAAUUGCAGAAAGCAGCAUGUAACGGUUACAACUUAAGUUCAGCUUAUCUAAAAAGUUACUAAAAAAUUGCAGUAAACUAAAACCCUGAC